Messenger RNA from Cladophialophora immunda, 3091 nucleotides. RefSeq lists its product as uncharacterized. The coding region runs from base 227 to 1912 and encodes 561 amino acids. Gene Ontology annotation, molecular function: RNA lariat debranching enzyme activator activity. The record is from RefSeq and is a predicted model, not a curated record. Gene Ontology annotation, biological process: mRNA splicing, via spliceosome. The transcript is spliced from 2 exons. NCBI's taxonomy places the organism in Eukaryota, Fungi, Ascomycota, Eurotiomycetes, Chaetothyriales, Herpotrichiellaceae. Gene Ontology annotation, cellular component: post-mRNA release spliceosomal complex.
GCGAGCCUUGCUAUUACUUGGACCGAAGUCAUUCACUCUCAGUCUUUGUCUUCCUACAAAACCCCAUCAUAUUCACUCCCGUGUCUUAGGUGCUCAUGACAGCAUGAGAAACUGGUGGCCUUUUCAACCUCACACAAAUGCCAAAGCACGCUUAGACAGCUGAGCGGAACCGGUCCUUUCUCUCUCGUCCUUUGAAUCUCCCACCUCACGCUUCUCCAGAGCCACCAUGGGGACUGCAAAGAUCCUUGUUGUCGGCAGCAUCCAAGGUCAACUAAAGAAGGCUUUCGACAAGAUAUCGAAACUGCAAGCCAAACACAACUUCUCGUUGGCCAUUGUCGUCGGCGAUCUUCUGGGCCUCUCUGACGAUGAAAGCAAUUCAAAGGAACUGGAGGCGCUGCUCAACGGUCAGAUCGAAGUACCUCUCCCGACGUAUUUCACGGUUGGCGACUCGCCUUUCCCAGGAUCCGUCAAAGCAAAGCUCGAAGACGGCGAUCUGUGUUCGAAUCUUUUCUAUCUAGGCCGCAAAGGGACCGUGACCACUACGGAAGGCGUGAGAAUCGUGUCACUCGGAGGGCGAUUAGUACAGAACGAAGCGUCGCUCACUGAGAAGCUUGGCCCUUACGACCCAUGGUAUCUCGACAGCGAGUCAAGAGGACUGCACGGCGCUCAUUCCGCACACAUUCUCGUUACAAAUCAGUGGCCGGCAAACAUCACCAAUGGGUCCAAGAUCGAGUUGCCGGAGGGUGUGGAUGGGACGUCUGGCACUCAAUCUAUCGCCAACCUCUGUCAAGCACUCAAGCCAUGGUAUCAUUUCUGCAGCAGUCCAAGUGCCCUGUGGGAGCGAGAGCCCUUCAAGCAUGUGGUCGAGUACACUUCGUUCGAUCAACCGAGCGUCACUAGAUUUAAAAGUCUGCCGGGCGUGUCCGCACCCACGAAAGAGUGGAUGUCGGCGUUUACGCUGGACACCUCGCGUCCUCCACCUACGAUGAUUUCUCCGCUUGACUCACCCUUCAUCAGAUCUUCACCGCCAAGGAAGCGACAAGCCAUCGACGACAGAGCACCAUAUCGGGGCGGGGCAGAUGAAGGCUAUGGUUCAUACAAUCGCAAGCGUGCUCGGAGAGGACCACGUGGCGACCCUAAUGACUGUUUCAUGUGUCUCAACAAGCCAGGCACCAAGACUCACCUUGUCGUGUCUCUAGGGGACGAAAGUAUGGCAACAGUCACGAGGGGCCCCUUACCGUUGCCAUCGACAUUUCCGCAGCUGUCCUUUACCGGCCACGUCAUGAUUAUCCCAUACUACCACGCAGCAGACGAGUUGGCGCACGGAAAGAGAUCACCCGACGAAUUAGCCGCCGAAUUCAAGGAAAUGAACAGAUUCCGAAAGGCCCUGAGUGUCAUGGUGGGGGCGAAGAGCCACGGUCAGCUAGGCACGGUGUGCUGGGAAGUCAACCGGACCGGCAUCCGGCAUUUCCACUGGCAACUCGUUGCCUGCCCGGUCGACCGCAUCAAGACGGGGAUGGUUGAGGCCGCGUUCAAGGUGAAGGCAUCGCAGUACGAGUACCCGGACUUCCAAUCCUGUGCUGCCGACGCCCAGCUUCCACAACGAUCGGAUUACUUCCGAGUGUGGACGUGGCUGGCCGAUCCCGUGCAGUUGGCCGACCAUGCCAACGGCAACGCCAACGAGGGCGACGACGUGGGCGUGGCCAAAUCCCUAUUCUUUUCGUUGCCCACAAAUCAAAAGUUCAACAUCUGGUUCGGGAGAGAAGUGAUGGCCGGCCUGCUACAACUGGAAAACCGGGUCAAUUGGAUGGACUCGAUCCUGUCCAAGGACGGGAGCGACCAGGCCGCCGAGGAAGAGGACGCAGAGGGUCUACGAGCUGAUUUCGAGGAGUUUGAUUUUGCGAUGAAAUGAAAGGACCUGCACGGAGCAGAGGCUCUAGAUACGGUCUUGCAUGUGGAUCGGAGCUGGUUUGGACUCCAGGAUUGGAUGACGAUAUUUAUCAUUUUGAGAUACCCUUCAAGGCGUUCAAGGCUCAGGUUUGGUAAUUCUUUGGGGGCGAGUCGACAGUGGCGUGGCGCAAGCAGGGCACUGGUCGCGGCCAGGUCUCUCCACCUGCGACGUGACAGGCUCGCUUGGCCUCGCACAGUUUCAGUUCUGAGUUUUUGGGGUUUGCUUUCUACAACAACUAGAUCCUGUGCUUCAGAACCAGUUGAACGUGGCCUGCUGGAUCUACAUCUGGAACUAGAUCAGGAUAGAGGAAUGAAUACUCGAUACCUCUGCAAAUGAUUUCCGACACGAUGACCUGAUCUGUGCCGUGCUAACAUUCUCCGCCUUUCUGAAGAAGCCGAUUACCUCGCCCAUUCAGCUCUUUGAACAUCGAUGGUAUUCUAACGAGCACAACCAGCAGUGACUGACGAGAUGUCCUAGAUCCAUAUCCCACAAUGGCCAUUCUGCCGGCGCGUGUUUCCCCCCUUCGAGGACCAUCAAUUCCAACGAGGCUUCCCACCCGCAGCUAGCACCCUACCUACAGACAGCCGCAGUCGCGUUCUCGAAGACCAAAAUCCUCAAUCCUACAUCGCGCGAGAGGGAAAACCUGAUGAAUCGACAAGGGUCACUGUCACUCCGUGGCGAGGGGAAAACCGAAUGGGUCGAAGAACCGAGGACUCCGUAUACCAGCUUAGAAUAAGGACAGGACCCAGAACGUGCAACAUACAACCUGCUGCAAGCGCAGAGGUAUUCUCGCGACAGCCACCUGCCUGUCUGUGUGCCCGAUCCAACAUGCUCCGAGAACGGUUGGAUGGGGGUUGAAGGAUGGACCGACGAGAUGAGACGAAGACGGUUGUCUUCAAAGAAGCAAAAGUGAUGCAACUGGACAGACACCAUACUGGACCACGAGAGCGGUGCUCAAGGUUGGUCCCGGGGGUACAGGAGCCAAUCAAAGAGUUAUGGUCCAUGUCACAGAGCGAAAACGAGUGAUUGUGCUCAGAUAGAAAGAUAAACGUCUACCGGAAAUGAAUAUUACAUUGCUGGCCUUCCUUGGGCCGGCUCCAGGCUUAUCCUGCCGUGAUGGAUGAGAUCCUGGCAAAUAAU